AUGGCGGCGCCGGGGCGGAGGACGGCGGACGUGUCCUCGUCCUCGCCGGCCCCCUCGCCGUCCCCGGCCGCCCCCUCCUCCACCGGCAGGCGCCUCCUGCGCACCCAGACCGUCGGCAACCUCGGCGAGUCCAUCUUCGACAGCGAGGUCGUGCCCUCCUCGCUCGUCGAGAUCGCGCCCAUCCUCCGCGUCGCCAACGAGGUCGAGGCCACCAACCCGCGCGUCGCCUACCUCUGUCGCUUCUACGCUUUCGAGAAGGCUCACCGCCUCGACCCGACUUCCAGUGGCCGUGGUGUUCGUCAGUUCAAGACCGCACUUUUGCAGAGGCUUGAGAGGGAAAAUGAUCCCACGUUGAAGGGAAGGGUCCACCAGAGCGAUGCUAGGGAAAUGCAGCGCUUCUACCGCGAAUACUACAAAAAAUACAUCCAGGCACUGCAAAAUGCUGCUGAUAAGGCUGCUGACCGUGCACUGCUCACGAAGGCAUACCAAACGGCUGCUGUCUUGUUUGAGGUCUUGAGGGCAGUUAAUGUUUCGCAGUCUGUUGAAGUCGAUCAAGCGAUUUUGGAUACACACAAUAAGGUCGAGGAAAAGAAAAAGUUGUUUUUACCUUACAACAUUCUCCCGCUUGAUCCUGAAAGUACUGGUCAAGCCAUUAUGCAAUAUCCAGAGAUUCAAGCUGCUGUUUAUGCUCUUCGCAAUACUAGAGGUCUGCCAUGGCCAAAGGACCAAGACAAGAAGCCUGAUGACAAGAAUACUGGUAAAGACCUUCUUGAUUGGCUUCAGGCUAUGUUUGGGUUUCAGAAAGACAACGUGUCCAACCAAAGGGAACAUUUGAUACUGUUGCUUGCAAAUGUUCAUAUAAGGAAAAUACCCAAGGCUGACCUACAACCAAAGUUGGAUGACAAAGCUCUGGAUGAUGUGAUGAAGAAGCUAUUUAAGAAUUAUAAGAAGUGGUGCAAGUACCUUGGCCGCAAAAGCAGUUUAUGGUUGCCAACCAUCCAGCAGGAAGUGCAGCAGCGUAAGCUUCUUUAUAUGGGCCUCUACCUGCUGAUUUGGGGUGAGGCGGCUAAUUUGAGAUUCAUGCCAGAGUGUAUUUGUUACAUCUACCAUCAUAUGGCUUUUGAACUCUACGGUAUGCUGGCUGGAAAUGUGAGCCCAAUGACCGGUGAAAAUGUUAAACCAGCAUAUGGUGGUGAUGAAGAAGCCUUUUUGAUGAAAGUCGUGACUCCAAUAUACAAAGUUAUAGAGAAGGAAGCUGAAAGGAGCAAGACCAUGAAAUCAAAGCACUCGCAUUGGAGAAACUAUGAUGAUCUGAAUGAGUACUUUUGGUCAGUUGAUUGUUUCCGGCUAGGAUGGCCUAUGAGAGCUGAUGCUGACUUUUUCAAAACUCCGAAAGAUGCUUAUCUGAAUCUUUUGAAUGGAGAGAACAGAUCUGCAGGCAAUGUCCAUUGGAUGGGAAAAGUUAAUUUUGUGGAGAUACGUUCAUUUUGGCACAUAUUCCGUAGUUUUGACAGGAUGUGGAUCUUCUUAAUAUUGUCCUUACAGGCCAUGAUAAUUAUUGCUUGGAAUGGUGGAACACCAAGUGAUAUCUUUGAUGCUGGAGUAUUUAAGAAGGUUUUGAGCAUAUUUAUUACUGCUGCAAUUUUGAAGUUGGGUCAAGCAAUCCUAGACCUCGUAUUUGGCUGGAAAGCAAGAAGAAGCAUGUCAUUUGCAGUCAAGCUGCGAUAUGUCUUGAAGUUAAUAUCUGCUGCUGCAUGGGUUGUGAUUUUACCUGUGACUUACGCGUACACUUGGGAGAAUCCUACUGGUCUCGCAAGAACAAUAAAAAGCUGGCUUGGUGAUGGUCAGAAUCAGCCAUCUUUGUAUAUAUUGGCCAUAGUGAUAUAUAUGGCACCAAACAUACUUGCUUCUAUGCUAUUUCUUUUCCCAUUUAUGAGAAGAUUUCUAGAGAGUUCAAAUGUUAAGGUCAUAACGAUCAUGAUGUGGUGGUCUCAGCCUCGGUUAUUUGUUGGCAGAGGGAUGCAUGAAGGUGCAUUCUCCCUCUUCAAGUAUACCAUGUUCUGGAUUAUUCUUUUAGCAAUGAAGUUGAUAGUAAGCUUCUAUAUUGAGAUCAAACCUCUGGUACAGCCAACCAAAGAUAUAAUGAGAGAACCUAUCAGGACAUUCCAGUGGCACGAGUUUUUCCCUCAUGGAACUAACAAUAUUGGUGUUGUUAUAUCACUCUGGGCUCCAAUAAUCCUGGUAUAUUUCAUGGACACCCAAAUUUGGUAUGCACUGUUCUCUACUCUGAUUGGUGGCAUCUACGGGGCUUAUCGUCGUCUUGGUGAGAUACGGACAUUAGGCAUGUUGAGAUCUCGCUUUGAAUCUUUGCCUGAGGCCUUCAAUGAUCGCUUGAUUCCUUCUGAUGCAAAUAAGAGUAAAGGUCUUCGUGCUGCUUUUUCAAGUAGACCCAAGGCUCCUGGUGACGAAAGAGAGAGAGAGAAAAGAGCUGCAAGGUUUGCUCAAAUGUGGAACGUUAUUAUUACAAGUUUCCGUGAAGAAGACCUCAUAGACAAUAGGGAGAUGGAUCUGCUACUGGUUCCAUACUGUAAAGACCGUGAACUUGAUAUAUUCCAAUGGCCGCCUUUCCUACUUGCUAGCAAGAUCCCAAUAGCACUGGAUAUGGCAGCAGACAGUGGUGGAAAAGACCGUGAUCUGACGAAGAGGAUAAAAUCAGAUCCAUACUUUUCUUUUGCUAUCAGAGAAUGCUAUGCUUUAUUCAAGAACAUCAUCAAUACCUUAGUGUUUGGUCAGCGGGAGAAAGAUGUCCUAGCACAGAUUUUCACAGUUGUGGAUGAGCAUAUAGAAGAUGAAACUCUGAUAAAGGAUCUCAAUAUGAGGAACCUUCCUGCACUGAGCAAGAAGUUUGUUGAAUUACUUGAAUUACUGCAAAAAAAUAAGGAGGAAGACUUGGGUCAGGUAGUCAUUUUGUUCCAAGAUAUGCUUGAGGUGGUCACAAGGGAUAUAAUGGAGGAGCAGGAUCAGCUCAGCACACUGUUGGAUUCCAUACAUGGUGCCCAUAGUAGAAAACAUGAAGGAAUUACACCGCUAGAUCAGCAAGACCAGUUGUUUGCUAAAGCUAUUAAGUUCCCUGUGGAGGAAUCAAAUGCAUGGACUGAAAAGAUAAAGAGGCUUCAUCUUCUGUUAACUGUGAAGGAGUCUGCUAUGGAUGUUCCUACUAAUCUUGAUGCUAGGCGGCGGAUAUCGUUCUUUGCAAAUUCUCUAUUUAUGGAUAUGCCCAAUGCUCCAAAAGUUCGGAACAUGUUGCCCUUCUCUAUCUUGACUCCUUAUUACAAGGAAGAUGUUCUGUUCUCAUUACAAAAUCUGGAAGAGCCAAAUGAGGACGGAGUUUCCAUUCUUUUCUACUUACAAAAAAUUUACCCAGUAAGAGGGAUGAUGUACUAUCGAAAAGCUUUGGAGCUUCAGGCUUUUCUUGAUAUGGCCAAAGAUGAUGAUCUUAUGGAAGGCUACAGAGCAAUGGAAGUAAUGUCUGAGGACUCACAAUUAAUGACUCAAUGCAAGGCUAUAGCUGACAUGAAGUUUACAUAUGUUGUCUCAUGCCAACAAUAUGGAAUUCAGAAGCGUUCUAAUGAGCCUUGCGCGCAUGAUAUUUUGGGACUAAUGACGGAAUAUCCAUCACUUCGGGUCGCCUAUAUUGAUGAAGUUGAAGCGCCCAGCCAAGAUAGAAACAAGAAGAUUGAAAAGGUUUACUACUCCGUAUUAGUGAAGGCUUCUGUUACAAAACCUAAUGAGCCUGGUCAGAGCCUUGAUCAGGAGCACUAUAUGGAGGAGGCUUUGAAAAUGAGAAAUCUGCUGCAAGAGUUUGAGAAGAAACAUGAUGGAGUGAGAUAUCCAUCAAUACUUGGAGUCAGAGAACACAUAUUUACGGGCAGUGUGUCAUCCCUUGCAUGGUUCAUGUCAAAUCAGGAAACUAGUUUUGUGACAAUUGGACAACGAAAGGGUGGUGUGAGUAAAGCAUCCAAAAUUAUCAAUCUUAGUGAGGACAUAUUUGCAGGAUUCAAUUCCACAUUGCGUGAAGGCAAUGUUACUCACCAUGAAUACAUGCAAGUUGGCAAGGGAAGGGAUGUGGGUCUCAAUCAAAUAUCUCUGUUUGAGGCAAAGAUAGCAAAUGGCAAUGGCGAACAGACGCUGAGCCGUGACAUCUACCGUCUAGGUCAUCGCUUUGAUUUCUUCAGGAUGCUGUCUUGUUACUACACAACAAUUGGUUUCUACUUCAGUACAAUGAUCACAGUAUGGAUUGUAUAUGUUUUCCUCUACGGGCGGUUAUAUCUUGUACUUAGUGGACUUGAUGAAGCACUGGCUACUGGAAGGAGGUUUGUGCACAAUGCACCUCUCCAGGUUGCGCUUGCAUCAGAGUCUUUUGUGCAACUUGGGUUUUUGAUGGCGCUACCCAUGAUGAUGGAAAUCGGUUUGGAGAGAGGAUUCAGAACUGCAUUGAGUGACUUUAUACUGAUGCAACUUCAGUUGGCCUCUGUUUUCUUCACAUUCUCAUUGGGAACAAAAACUCACUACUACGGAAGGACGUUACUCCAUGGAGGAGCUGAAUACAGAGCCACUGGACGUGGGUUUGUGGUGUUCCAUGCCAAAUUUGCUGACAACUAUCGACUUUAUUCCCGUAGCCAUUUUGUCAAGGGCAUCGAGCUGAUGAUUCUACUAGUUGUGUAUGAAAUAUUUGGUCAGUCAUAUAGAGGGGCUAUAACUUACAUCUUCAUCACCAUAUCCAUGUGGUUCAUGGUGGGCACUUGGCUCUUUGCACCAUUCCUGUUCAAUCCUUCUGGAUUUGAGUGGCAGAAGAUUGUGGAUGACUGGACUGAUUGGCACAAGUGGAUCAGCAAUCGUGGAGGUAUUGGUGUAGCACCAGAGAAAAGCUGGGAGUCAUGGUGGGAAAAAGAGCAAGAGCCCCUUCGAUACUCUGGGAAGCGUGGUACUAUUGUUGAAAUACUGCUUGCAUUGCGUUUCUUUAUCUACCAAUAUGGACUUGUGUAUCAUCUGAAUAUAACAAAGAAGAUAACCAAGGAUAACCAGAGUGUGCUGGUUUAUGGCUUCUCAUGGGUUGUAAUUUUUGUCAUUUUACUUGUUAUGAAGACUGUAUCAGUGGGCAGGAGAAGGUUCAGUGCAGAGUUCCAGCUAGUGUUCCGGUUGAUCAAGGGUCUCAUAUUUAUAACUUUUACAGCCAUCGUGGUAAUCCUAAUAGCAAUCCCUGGCAUGACGGUUCUGGACAUCUUUGUUUGCAUCCUUGCUUUCAUGCCCACUGGAUGGGGUUUGCUCCUGAUUGCCCAAGCUAUCAGGCCUGUGAUUCAAAAGAUCGGGCUGUGGGGGUCGAUCAAGGCUCUUGCCCGGGGCUACGAGAUCCUAAUGGGGCUUCUCCUGUUCACGCCCAUUGCCUUCCUCGCCUGGUUCCCGUUCGUGUCCGAAUUCCAGACCAGGAUGCUGUUCAACCAGGCCUUUAGCAGAGGUCUGCAGAUCUCCCGUAUCCUCGGAGGACACAAGAAAGACCGAGGGACCCGUAACAAGGAGUAG
Messenger RNA from Miscanthus lutarioriparius, 5580 nucleotides. Lineage: Eukaryota; Viridiplantae; Streptophyta; Magnoliopsida; Poales; Poaceae. The record is from the annotation of a GenBank genome assembly.